Eimeria acervulina is the source of this 1086-nucleotide messenger RNA. RefSeq lists its product as hypothetical. The transcript has 5 exons. NCBI's taxonomy places the organism in Eukaryota, Apicomplexa, Conoidasida, Eucoccidiorida, Eimeriidae. The record is from RefSeq and is a predicted model, not a curated record. The coding region runs from base 1 to 1086 and encodes 361 amino acids.
AUGGUGCCCAAUGGCCCAGCUGGCAACCGCCCAGCACAGGACGAGGAACUGCCUGAACUCAACGAAUGUAGUGGGCCUAAGCGGGUUGUAUUGUCUUUGUCUAAUAUAACAUCUCGGCUUUCUACAGCAACAGGGGGGUGGGGCAAGUGGUUGCUUAACUCUGCGUCAGACUUCGUCUCGGAAAUCGGCGUAGAAUCCGAAGGCGCGAAGAAUGACUUCAAGGACAUCUGUCAAGUGAUUGCCCCUGACUCGACACCUUGGAUUCCACGACACAGACGAAACUGUCCCACAAAUAAAUCAUCUGGGCAGCUUAGCCCUGAUGGUGCCAACCGUAGGAGCACUGACGAAGACAGCAACCACAGCAUCGGCGCCACCAGUGUCUGCAGCAGCAUUGUCAGCAACAGCUCUUGCGAGGAGCAGAGCAGCGGCAGCAUUUGCUGCGAGCCGUCUCCUUUAGAUGAUACUCUUACUUGUGUAGGCGGAACCGAGGCCUCUGUUCCAUCAUGCCGUCACUCAGCUUGCACACAAAACGAAACUUCGAGGGAUGGCGCACCAGAAAAACCGAAUGUGUGCAUCUUGGGGGAAAACGCAGAGACGGGUGUGCCUACUUGGAGGGCGGAUCCAGCAAUCAGGCGUCUCUUUGGGCUAUUAUCGAUGUCCGAUGCUUCCUUCAUUCCAGGUCCGGUGACCUCGUUACCCAGUUGCUGUGCGAACGGCACGCAGCAACAGGACCAGCAGCCUGCACCUGACGACUACACCCCUGAGGCAUAUGCACCGGAAAAUGAACCACGCGACGAAGACGCGGGGCCGUCUGAGGUCGAAAUAAAGGAAUAUAUGAAGGGUGAUCAUGCCAUCGCAGCUCGGCAGAGAUCCGUGCCCGAGGAAGUAACGGAGGAACUGUUUUGGCGGCGGUUCCCCGCCCGUGUCAGCCACAUGGUGGAACGGGAAGAACAAGUCUAUGUACACGCCAGCAAAAUAAGCGCAACGGCGAAGGCCGUAUAUGACUCAGAAGGCGAGGAGGACAUAUCGUGGGAAGAUCUUGGCAACGAUAACGAGGGGCUUUCGUCAGAGGCUGCAGCCUCUUGA